CUGCUCACAGACUGAGCAUCAUUGUUUGUCCUGGACUCCUCAGAGGAUCACACAGCAUUUGCUUCUGUAGGCUGAAUUCUGGGCUGGGACCAGGAUUAAGAAGGAUACUGCAGCCAUACCUCAGGAAUAGUCCGGUGUGACAGAGUAGAGGAACUCCCUAAGUUGUAUCAUAUUUGGCCUAGAAGAGCCGAGGGUUUGAUAUAACUCUAAAACAUCACCAGCACCAUCAGCAAUGGGUAACAGCAAGAGCGGCGCCGUGUCCAAGGAGAUCCUGGAGGACCUGAAGCUCAAUACCAAGUUCUCAGAGACUGAGAUUGUCCAGUGGUACGAAAACUUCAAGAGGCAGUGUCCAACGGGCCGCAUCUCAAAAGAGGAGUUUCAGACCAUCUACAGCAAGUUCUUCCCAGAAAGUGAUGCCCAAACGUACGCCCAACAUGUCUUCCGCUCUUUCGACACAAAUGACGACGGUACGCUGGAUUUCAAGGAGUACAUCAUUGCCCUCCACAUGACAUCAACAGGAAAGACCACCAGGAAGCUGGAAUGGGCCUUCUCUUUGUUCGAUGUGGACAAGAAUGGAUACAUCACCAAGGCAGAGGUCAAGGAGAUCUGCUCGUCAAUUUUCAAGCUGAUUCCUAAAGAUGAAUUAGCCGAUCUGCCUGACGAUGAAAACACGGCCGAGAAGAGGGCAGAUAAACUCUGGAAGUUCUUUGACAAGGGCGACGAUGCACGAGUUGCGGAAGGCGAGUUCAUCCAGGGCGUGUUGGACAAUGAAGAAGCUCUCCGUUUGAUUCAGUAUCAGCCUUCAAAGUAAAAUGUUCUGUCAAACAGAUCCAUCUCUCUCCAGCCCCAUCUUCUUCCACUUCGCUCUUCAUUCUGCUGCUGCAACGACACCUGACAGCGCCUUCACAACAUGUGAGCUCAUAGCAGGUGUGAUGAAAACGCCCCCAUUGCUCCAAAUUAAAUAAUGACACACCAUCUCCUGCUGGGUUUUUAUAAUGUUUGCUGCCUGUGUUUUGUCUGAACUGUUUGCUGAUAAUGAAAGUGGGAGAGAGUGCCCCUCAGGUUUCCUCAUAUUGCAGUUAUCAUAGCAACCAUUUCAUCGCUUCACCAGUUAACCAACAUCUGUCUACCAUAAUGUAGGCAGAGAUACUCCCUCAUAAACGUUUCACCCAAUCCACACUUUCACAGUUAUUUUGCUUUUUCUGCUAAGAUUAGCUUCUUCAUUGAAACUGCACUAUAUUAUUCUGAAACUGUCAGUAUUUAGCCUACAUUUCUUAAGAAAAGUAAACUAUGAAGGUCUGUUUUAGCGACUGAAGCACUCAUUUUAAUAUGAUAACAUGUCAUGUGCACUAGUUUAACUACCCUGACCAUGGAAUAUAUAGAUCGUUCUCCACUGGACAGCCACGGCUGUUCUCUGUAGAUUUUAUCACUCCCCUUGCACUAAAUGCAGGGGGUAUCCAUCAUUCUGAUCCAAUGUUGUGUCUUUUACAGUCUUCACUUCAUCCAUGUGGCACAAUCUUACAUGUUUGAUGUUCUAGUUAAGUGGUGAAUAUUGGAGCAUAGGUUUUAUUCAUGUACGACGACAUGUAAAACUGUUGUAAAAGUGUUUAUCCUGGAUUCCCCUUUACAAUGAAUUAAAUAAAACAAUUAAAUUGUAAAAGU
Messenger RNA from Acanthochromis polyacanthus (spiny chromis), 1662 nucleotides. RefSeq names its product recoverin-like. Lineage: Eukaryota; Metazoa; Chordata; Actinopteri; Pomacentridae. Gene Ontology annotation, molecular function: calcium ion binding. The record is from RefSeq and is a predicted model, not a curated record. The transcript has 4 exons. Bases 233 to 811 code for a protein of 192 amino acids.